Molecule: messenger RNA, 1101 nt
Organism: Melitaea cinxia (Glanville fritillary)
Lineage: Eukaryota; Metazoa; Arthropoda; Insecta; Lepidoptera; Nymphalidae
Product: forkhead box protein J1-like
Exons: 2
Coding region: 1-1101 (366 amino acids)
Biological process (GO): regulation of transcription by RNA polymerase II
Molecular function (GO): DNA-binding transcription factor activity, RNA polymerase II-specific; RNA polymerase II cis-regulatory region sequence-specific DNA binding
Source: RefSeq, a predicted model, not a curated record
AUGCACAUAACGUCGGGUCUGUCGCCGGCGUCCGGCGAGAUGCUGGACGCCUCCAUUAAUCUCUACGGUGACUCAGGGGAGCAGUGUGGGUUCUUUGCGAUGGACCACGCAGUCCCCGAAUCUUCACAUACAGUAGAGAUAGAAUAUGUUUAUGAACAGCCUGACUCAUAUGCACAUAGCAAUGAGGAAUCGACGAGUGUACAAAUGGAAGAAGCGACAAUGGAUUUUUCUUCGCAUCCUAAGAAGAGUCAAGCGAAACAGACGCUGUCAAAGGUAGAAGAAGAACCAGAAACAGAUUUGACAAAUCUGACAUGGUUACAGAAUAUAACGAACAUUAUGGCAGUUCCACAAUUCCCUAUACCGCCGAUGUCACCAAACCCGCAAGUGAAGCCGCAACCUCAAAACACGAGGCUGCAGAAGUUUAAUCAAACGUUAGCGAAGUGCCAGAAGGAUUUCAUGGAAAACAAGGAAGAGUAUCAGAAAAAUAGUGAGAAGAAGCCGCCUUAUUCGUAUAGCACGUUGAUAUGUAUGGCGAUGAGGUACAAUAACGACAAGGUGACACUAUCAGCUAUUUACUCGUGGAUUAGGGAGAACUUCAAAUAUUACAGGAACGCGGACCCCACAUGGCAGAAUUCAAUAAGACACAACUUAUCCCUCAACAAAGUUUUCGUAAAAGUUGCGCGUUCAAAACAAGAGCCUGGUAAAGGUGGCUUCUGGAAGCUAGACCUCGCUCAUUUAGAGGGAACUAAAAGAAUUUCCAAUAGACCCCAUAAAAAGAAGAAGAACAGUGAGCAAAAAUUAGAUACGAAAAUUAACGAGGAAAAGAUUGCAGUCGCGAAUAUACCUCAAGUGGAAAGUAUAGAUACAAUAGUCAACGAAGUUAAUCAAGCUGUAACAUUACAUUUGCCAGAAUUUAGUCUACCAACUUUGGCGGAUAUUGACAUGGAAGCCAACAUUGGAGCCAAUGUUAUAGUUGAACCGGUCGCUCCACCACCUCUUAUACCAGAAGACGACUUAUCUUCCUGGCUUCUGAAUCCUACCGACUGGGAAGAUUUGCAGUUGGAUGUACUCGACAACUACUUAGAUUCCUGUUUCAAGUAA